CAUAACUUUGACCUUUGAUCGACAAGCCCCUCGAGUCCAUUCGCCAUUCAGUCACCAUUUAAUUUUACCUCUGGCCGAGUCCUGACCUCGUCUCCAGUGAUAGGAGAGACAGCUACAUGAUAGACGUCAUAGAAUCUAUAUACUACUGUAUACCAAUUUCUGCACAGUGAACGGGAAAAAGAACUCGCGAAAACAUGGCAAAAAUUGGAACUUUGAAGAACUGUGUUAGUCUUGUGACUGGUGGUGCUUCAGGUCUGGGCCGAGCAACAGUGGAGCGAUUCGUACGCCAGGGAGCAAAAGUUGUCAUUUGUGAUCUGCCAACGUCAGAUGGAAAGGCAGUUGCUGAUUCUUUGGGCGAGAACUGUGUAUUUGCUCCCACUAAUGUCACAUCUGAGGAGGAUGUCACCAAGGCCCUUGAGUUGGCAAAAGAUAAGUUUGGACGUCUUGAUAUAAGUGUGAGCUGUGCUGGUACUGGAAUUGCAUUUUUGACUUAUAAUUUCAAAAAAAAUUUACCACAUCAGCUGGCAGACUUCCAGAGAGUUCUCACGGUGAAUGCUGUGGGCACUUUUAAUGUGAUCCGUCUCUCAGCGGGUGUCAUUGGGGAGAACGAGCCCAAUGAAGACGGUCAGAGAGGAGUUAUCAUCAAUACAUCCAGUGUGGCAGCUUUUGAAGGGCAGCGGGGCCAGGCAGCUUACUCAGCCAGUAAAGGAGCUGUGGUGGGCAUGACGCUGCCCAUAGCAAGAGACUUAGCCCCUCAGGGAAUCCGUGUGGCGACCAUUGCCCCUGGUCUCCUUGACACACCAUUGUUGGCAGCCCUGCCAGACAAAGUUCGCAAGUUCCUGGCAAGCACGAUUCCUUUCCCCCCGGUCCUUGGUGAUCCUGGUGCUUAUGCACACUUGGUACAGAGCAUCGUGGAAAACCCUAUGAUCAAUGGAGAAGUCAUUCGUUUGGAUGGUGCUCUUCGUAUGAUGCCGUAGGCUGACAGCUGCCUGUGUGUCUGGCUGUUCAGAACAAUACUUGAUGUUGUUUAGAUCGACCAACACACCAUGGGGCAUACAGAUGAAGCCAAUGUUGUUUUCCAUAAUGUUUGUCUUUAGCGUUUGAAAUGCAAACUAUCAAGUUCCAGCUCAAGCUUGCUCUGAAAAGUCACUCUAUUAUCAGGCAAAUUAAUACUCCCCUUCAUCAAAAUCUCACUUUUCGGAGUAAUUUGGCAGUUUUGUUCUAAGCACAAUUCAGUGAAUCAUCAUGAACUAGGUGCUAGAUAGUUGUCUUACUUUAGCUUUCUCUGCGGGCAGAAUCGUGUUCGUUUCUUCCCCUUGAUCAACUUGAUUUACGGGUAAAGUUUAUGACUUGCAGUCUAUGUGUGGUUAAUUACUUUCUUUUGAACAAUAUGUAACCAAGAUUUUUUUCCCUAAGAUGCAGAUUGCGAGUGAAUGAAGUUUUUGUUCUCCACAUUUUUGUAUGAAAGUACUCCGUAGAGUGCAUAAUAAUUGACCAGAUGAAUUUGCCUUAAAUUUGUGAGCAAGCAUUGUCCCAUCUGUUCCAGAACUAUACAAGCAUUUACUGUUAAUGUAAGUAAAAUUUGUUUUUGUAUACUUUAUGUAUCUGAUCAGUUGCAUAUAAUGGUGAACAAUCACUUCUUUUAUUAAUGGGAUUGUGUGCAAGAUGUGUUGUGCCUAUACCUUCACAUUUUGAAUCUUUACAAUUUCAGGUGUGAUUUGGAAAAGGGAGAAAAAAUUUAUGUGCCAUUGAUUAUUGUUACACAUCAUGUGUAGCACCAGUCGACACGCAAGAAUCUCUUGUGAGGAUAUUUCUUUAGAGUAACAAGAGCAGUGUACAAUGAAUGGUGGGUAGUACAAAAUUAUUUUGAGAUUCGAAUACUUCGUGUUUCCCCCCACUGUUGUGUGGCAGAAAUGUCAUGUGUUGUCAGAAUGAUGAAAUACCUGUUCAUACCUCAACUUUUUGUUCUCAUGAGCAAAUAAAAAAAUUAAGAACCUGAA
Molecule: messenger RNA, 2000 nt
Organism: Aplysia californica (California sea hare)
Lineage: Eukaryota; Metazoa; Mollusca; Gastropoda; Aplysiida; Aplysiidae
Product: 3-hydroxyacyl-CoA dehydrogenase type-2
Exons: 5
Coding region: 195-977 (260 amino acids)
Biological process (GO): estrogen metabolic process; fatty acid metabolic process; androgen metabolic process
Cellular component (GO): mitochondrion
Molecular function (GO): estradiol 17-beta-dehydrogenase [NAD(P)+] activity
Source: RefSeq, a predicted model, not a curated record